This is a messenger RNA of Vicia villosa (hairy vetch), 547 nucleotides long. RefSeq names its product small ribosomal subunit protein bTHXc. The transcript has 3 exons. The coding region runs from base 50 to 427 and encodes 125 amino acids. The record is from RefSeq and is a predicted model, not a curated record. Gene Ontology annotation, biological process: plastid translation. Lineage: Eukaryota; Viridiplantae; Streptophyta; Magnoliopsida; Fabales; Fabaceae. Gene Ontology annotation, cellular component: ribosome; plastid.
CUCAAACCAACCUUAUCGCACUGUCUUUUCUAUCCUCUCCCUCUCAGCCAUGGCUACCGCAUCAUCAUCACUGCUUCUAGCAUCACCUUCUCCACUCUCCAUUCAAUUCCAAUCUUCCUCCUCUCACCUUUCCUUCUCUCGCUCCCAAAAUCUUCGCUCACCAGUCACCACUUCUUCAUUGCCGUCGCUCUCAGCUUCUUCUUCUUCUUCAAUCUCAUCUCUUUCACCAACCACUCCUUCUGUGUAUUGUGGCAGAGGCGAUAGGAAAACUGCAAAGGGAAAACGGUUCAGCCAUUCGUUUGGAAAUGCAAGGCCAAGGAGCAAGAAGAAUGGUAGAGGUCCACCUAGGAUUUAUGCUCCACCGGAUCUUACCAAAAAAGAUAAGAUUGAAGAUAAGGAAGCGAUUAAGAUUGACAUUGAGGAAUGAACCCCUCUUUUUUCUGGUUGAACUUUAUGUUGCAUUGUAACUUUUUCAGUCUUUCAUAUAAUUUGUAGUUUUUGAUAUAUGGAUUUCAUUUGGCAUAUACUAUUUUGAUUUUGCUUGUUA